GUGUCGUUUUCAUCACUAUUCAUCCUUGUGCCUUACAGUUCGAUAUCGUUUUUGAACUAGCUGCGUAAACGCACACAGCCUUCAAGUGAAAAUCUAUUCGUUUCAUUUUGUUGUUUUUUUCUGUUUGGUUUGCCAACACGAACACGACCGAUCAUCAUUCAUUCAAAAUGGCCUCCACUGUUUUGAGCAACGUCGAAGAAGAGCAGCCCAUCUCACGGACUUACCAAUACCGCAAGGUUAUGAAACCAAUGCUGGAACGCAAACGUCGUGCACGAAUCAACCGGUGUCUCGACGAAUUGAAAGAACUAAUGAGCUCCGCUUUGGCGUCGGAAGGCGAAAACUUGACGAAAUUGGAGAAAGCCGAUGUGCUGGAAUUGACGGUCCGCCAUUUGCAUAAAUUGAGGGAACGUCAAGCCCUCGGAUUGAGCCCUUCUCCAUCAUCGCCCGCAUCUACACAAGACAAAUUCCGCGCUGGAUUCACUCACUGCGCCGCUGAAGUGUCUCGCUAUCUCGCCACCUCCACCGGCCUGGACGUCACAGUCGGCCAGCGACUCCUCUCCCACCUGGGCCGUUGCGUCCAUCAAUUGGAAGCGUUUCCGGCUUCCGGAGCCACCAUCCCUUCGGCCAGUUACACGCCGCCCAGCUCGCCCACCCAACAGCAGCAAUCUGAAUUGCGCAGCAUCCACCGUUCGUCCGUCUUGCCUCCCCUUCCAGUCAGUCCGGCUCUUUCUGACGUCAUGGACACGACGGGCCCUUGCGAUUAUUCCAAAUACUCGAUCCGCUCCGAUUUGUAUUCACCAUCGGUGGCCACGGCGUCUGAGAAAGUUUGGCGGCCUUGGUAGACGACCAACUCUUUGCCGAUGGUUUGCCAAAUGGAACCAACACCCCAUUGUUGUGAUACAUUUUCUUGUUUGUUCUCCCCUUUUGUUUUGAUAGAAAAAAAAAGAAAGCCCGUACAUGGAUGCAUGUGGCCACCGAUUUCUUGUGAUAAAUAUGUACAAAAAAAAAAAAAUUCAAUAAAAUUCAAAAGUAUUUCUUGUUUUUUUUUUUGGUUCGAAAAUGGAUUGACAUUUUGCCCACCCUGUUUGUUGUUUCCAAUACAUCAGAACAUGUUUUUCAUUUUAAUAAAAUAAAAACAAAUGACGCGAA
Daphnia magna is the source of this 1149-nucleotide messenger RNA. Its product is annotated as enhancer of split mbeta protein. The record is from RefSeq and is a predicted model, not a curated record. The transcript is spliced from 2 exons. Gene Ontology annotation, molecular function: DNA-binding transcription factor activity, RNA polymerase II-specific; RNA polymerase II cis-regulatory region sequence-specific DNA binding; protein dimerization activity. Gene Ontology annotation, biological process: regulation of neurogenesis; regulation of transcription by RNA polymerase II; anterior/posterior pattern specification. The coding region runs from base 168 to 842 and encodes 224 amino acids. NCBI's taxonomy places the organism in Eukaryota, Metazoa, Arthropoda, Branchiopoda, Diplostraca, Daphniidae. Gene Ontology annotation, cellular component: nucleus.